AUGGAAUCAUAUAACAAAGACGUUAUUUUCAGUUCUAUUACUCCUACUAAGAAUCCAUCAUUAAUCUAAAGCUAUGAUUUAGAGCCUUAAUCAAGUGUUUCUCCAAUAAUUUUCAAAACUGAUAACUAGUAUAUGAGAAACUUACAUAUGGGAGACAAUGAUAGUGAAAUACUUUAGUCUUAUAUAAAAAUAAGAGAUAGUUUAAGAGAUCAUAACUCGAGAUUAUCUACCGCGAGAUAAACUAAUUUUCAAGAAACUAAUUCUCAGUCCACAACCCCUAACAAGAACAUGAAUCUUAAUUUUAACAUUGAAAAUCGUCUGAAUUCAAUUAAAGUAGACCUAUCUACUCCACAAACAUCAAUCGUUAAUGAAAAUAAAAUAAAGAUAAUUCAGAACAUUGAAAAUGAGGUUGUCAGUAAAAUGCUGCUUUAGAGAAUGCAGGAUAAAUCGAUUAGAUAAAGUCAGGAUAGUAGUAGAGUGAUUCAGUUGUAGGAAGUUCAACAAUUGAAAAACAUAAAUAUAGAUAUUUAAGAUCUUAAAAAGCAUUUGGAAGCUUCACACUAACAAUUAAUGAGCCAAGAAUAAUAAAGCAUAUCAACUCAUAGAAGUUAAACAAGCACGAAUUAAAAUACUCAGCAAUAUCAAUAAUUGGUAUCUCAAAAUGAUAUUAAUAAUUUUAACAAUAUUGAUAUGCCCAAUAGUAUUCAUUAGCAGAACAAUUAUCAGAAGAGUUAUUAGUUUAACCAAGUAUAGCCCUAAAUGUCAAUUUAAAUGGCGAAUGAUAUACUGAAUGAAAGAACCUCAAAUUUUCAAAACUCCUAUAACAACUAAGCGAUCGGACUUGGAGACCCAAGAAACCUCGAUGUAUAUAGUUUUAUGCUUGAAAAAUCACCAUAUAACAUAAAUCCUCCAUAAUAAAGAGCGUAGUCAUCUACAAAAAAGUGCAAUACUGGUGGUUACAAACCUCCAAGAAGUGCAAGUUGCUAAAAAUAGAGAGAUAACUCUAAAUCCAAUAAUUCCUUCAAUAACAGUAUAAGCAAGCAAAAUGGUUUCUUAAAAUAAUAUGAGCAAGACUUAGAACCAAUAAAAUUUACUCCAAAAGAAGCUAAAUAAUCUGGAGAGAGGCUUUAUAAGCAGCAUUAAAUUUAUUAGUAUAGACUCGAUUAAAAGAAAUAAGCUAGGAAUGAUGAGAUAGAUAGUAAAAUGAAAGAUAAGCCUACAAUUUGUAAAAAGUCCCAAUAAAUAAUAGAAAAUGGGCCAUCUAUCUCAACUUAUGACUUGUAAGAAUAGCUGAGAAGGCAUCAAAAUUGUUACUACAAACAUUCUCACAGCACAAUAGAUCAUUGCAGCAAUCAUGGAGAGAAUAAAGAAAAUCAUAAAAUUCAUUACAUUCAAGAACAUACUUUCAAAAAUGUUAACGGCUGGCUCAAUGAUCAUAGUGUUGUUGAAAAGAGAUAGUCUACUCCAGUUCAAUAGAUCAAUAGUCAUCAGAGAUCUAAUAGUUAGCUUAAUAGAGCCAAUUCAAGAUUAGCAAGUAAUAAAAAUGAUGAAGUAAAGAAGUAGCUUAGAUUUUAAUCUGAAAAGAAAGUUAAAUUUUAAUAGGAUUACAGACCAUAAAGUGAAUAUAUUAAAAGGUUUGAUAAUAAAACCGAUGAUAAUAAUUAUCAUAGCUUUGGCCCGAAUAUAGAGGAUUAUAAUCAAGUAAGAAUGUCAAGAUAAGUUGAAAUAUAGCCGACUGUAUAUGAACCUAAACUAAUUAACUCAUCGUACGAUUAAGGCGAAAAUAUGUUGAAAAAAUUAUGUUAGUAAUAUAACAUGAAAUUUGAUUCAAUAAAUCAAAGAGAUACUAGCGCUUUAGAAGAUAUUGUAGAUUCUUAAAUGCAGAAAUAGUAAAGAAGCUAUUAAGAGCCACAAAGAUCAGAGAGAAACCACUAUAACAAUCAAAGACUUAUUCCAUAAAAAGAUUUGAAACACAAAAAAUAAUCCUCAAUAAUAACUAAAAUCAAGUAAUUCAAAGAUGAAUCUGAUAAUAACAACUCUUAUUUCAAUCAGUAAAUACUACAUGGAAAGCCUAGUAACAUAGAGCAGCAUAAAGUAAUCAAGAAAUUGAACCCUAGAAAUAAAGAUGAUCUCUUUCGUUAAAAUUUAAGAUCAAUUGAUCAAUCUUAUAACUAAGUCAGAGGUAGCAGAUCAAGAUCACCUUUAAAAGAAUUGACACCUCGUUACCAAUAAAAAUCAUAAGGAGAAAAUACUUAUGAGAGGACAGUUCAAUGGAAAAGCCAGAUAGAUAUAUAGAAUAAGAUUAAGAGAAUGCAACAAAAUUAAGAUGAAUAGAAAGACUGUGUGUUCAAGCCUUAAAUUACAGCAUACCCAUUCCAAGAUGAGCAAACUAGCCAGCAAGAAAAAGCUAAUAUUUCCUACAGAGAGAAUUAAUCUCCAAUUAACACAUCAAGACAUACAACCUAGAAUUAUUCCCAGAUAUCUCAAAAGAAAAUAGCUUUGAAAGAGUUGCAGAAAUAAAAAUAUCCUAAUCAAAUACUAAAUUUAAAGACAAGCUAGAAGUAGGGCAAUGAUUACUGCAGUAGUCCACACUGCAACUCCCAAGAAAAGUUACUUAAAUAAUAGAGGUAAUCUUCGAAGUCUUUGAUGGUUGAUCCGUCUCAGUAAAAUAAAAAUCCCACUAGAUCCCCAAUAAAGAAGUUUCAUAUUUAAAGAAUCUAGGUUUAGGAACCAACAGAGCAAAACUUGAAGACCAUUGUCAACUAAUAUCUGUAAAAGAAGGAUGAACUGAAGAAGCCUAAAUUCAUCUUAAAGAAGCAGUCAGCCUUUGAUAAUAACCCAGAAAUCAUAGAAGAAGUCAAAGACUUGAACAAGAGAUUCUAGAAAAUAAGUACAUCUUUACAUCAAGAUUUAAUUGAUGUAGACGAUAUCAACAUUAAUAGUAGCUUCAUGUAGAAUAAUAGUAUUAGUGGCAAUAAUGGACUAAUUAGAGGAAUUAGCUCAAGUAAAGAUCAAAGCGAGAUGUCGCAGCAGCUUGAAUUUACUUUAAGAAAUCAAACACUUUAAUCACUUUAGUCAUAAGCCUUGGAUAAUAUAAGUAAACUCAACUAAAACAGAUUCAACGAUUCAAAGCAGAGUCAAUAGACUAAUGAGUUGAAUGACAAAGAUAAAAUGUAAACAAGCGCAGAUCUAAGAUACAAUAGAGCGAGAUAGGUAUUGACAACUGCCAAGCAGUAGAUACUAAAUUGA
Stylonychia lemnae is the source of this 3249-nucleotide messenger RNA. NCBI's taxonomy places the organism in Eukaryota, Ciliophora, Spirotrichea, Sporadotrichida, Oxytrichidae. The record is from the annotation of a GenBank genome assembly.